GGAGUAUUUUGGCUAAUUCAUUUUGCUGAUAGAACAGGCGGAACCGAUAAAAAUGGCUGCAAUAAUCAGUCAAGCCAUGCCCGAGACGGUAGACGGAGCAGACAUACCUAAAUCUAAACGACCUUCAGACUCGGCGUUCAAACAGCAAAGACUUCCAGCAUGGCAACCAGUGUUAACUGCUGGUACAGUUUUACCAGCCUUCUUUUUGAUAGGUAUACUAUUUAUCCCUAUCGGCGCGCUUUUGUUAUAUUCAUCAAACUCGAUUAACGAAUUUAUGUAUGAUUACACACACUGCAAGCCGGACAGUGGUAACCAAACGUGUGCGGAAAUUAUCAGCGGCAGUCCGGGGUCAAGUUGCGUAUGCACUAUUCAUUUCGAGCUGGAAAAAGAUUUUCUUGGCAAGGUGUACAUGUACUAUGGGCUUACAAAUUAUUACCAAAAUCAUCGUCGUUAUGUAAAGUCUCGUGAUGAUGAUCAAUUGCUUGGACGGCUUUCGUUGGUACCGUCGAGUGAUUGCGCUCCUUUCGCAUACGCAGAUGAUGAUGAUCGGAUUCCGAUAGCUCCUUGUGGGGCUAUUGCAAACUCGUUGUUCAGCGACAAAUUUGAAUUAUACUCGAUGACGCAAGGAACACAAGUUCCAUUGCUUCAAACGGAAAUUGCAUGGCCAUCUGAUCGUCAGAUUAAGUUCCGCAAUCCAGAAGGUGAUCUGAAAGAGGCUCUGCGUGGUUUCAGUCGGCCAAAGGCGUGGACUCGUGAAUUGUGGGAACUUGAUGAAACAAAUAAGGAUAAUAAUGGAUUCCAGAACGAGGACCUCAUUGUAUGGAUGCGCACGGCAGCCUUGCCCACUUUCCGGAAGCUGCACCGGCGCAUUGAUCAUUCCCAGGCGCAAUUCCAGGAAGGGCUGCUCAAGGGCAACUAUUCUCUGACUGUAAUGUACUCCUAUUCCGUGAUUGAGUUCGAAGGAACCAAGAAGUUUAUCCUAUCAACCACUUCGCUUUUGGGAGGAAAAAAUCCAUUCCUUGGUUUUGCGUAUAUAGUGGUAGGAAGUGUUUGCUUGCUUCUAGGUUGUGUUUUACUUAUUAUUCAUAUAAAGUGCAGCAAAACCAACGGUGGCAUCAGCAGCGUUCAUCAGCGGUCUUCAUCGCGUCCGUAGGAGUUAAUGUGUUUGAACAGCAAAUUGAAUAAUCAUUUGCAAUCAAUAUUUAAUUUGAUUAUAUUGAUAUAUGGGUGAAUUUUACAAUGUUUGACUUUGUAUCGAUGCUCUUUUCGGGCUUUAUACUGUAUUGGAAACUUGGAAUAUAAAUUUAGAUAUGGUCUGUAUAAUUAUAAUCGCAGACUUGGUAUCCUUAACCAUUGUAGAAGAAUUGGUAAUUUUUUCUCAGUUAAAAUAUGUUUGCGAGAAAGUUUAUGAAAUUGGUUAAUCGAAAGUUUUAAUCGUUUAUCUAUGGAUGUUAACCUAUGUAUUUGAAAUUUGCAUAGCAUAUUCCAAACGCAUGGCGAUUAUUGGCUUAUGGUCUUAUUAUGGUAGAAAGAUAAAAUGAUGGUGCAUGGGGAGAGAAUAAAUUUUAUGCAAUUAGUUCUAGCAUCAUCGUAAGGCGCGGAGCUUCAUUUACCUUGGUGUGCUAUUAACUCGGUUCCUAAAAGAUUGAGCCAUAUUCAGUAUCUAUUAAAAUAUUACUUUACAUUGUAUUUGGUUGCGAAUUACAUAAAAAGGCUACAGUCAAUUUAUCAUAGUAAUAAUCACUUGUACCGAAGUAUGCUAUGUAUCUGUAGUAGUACAACUAAGCUAUGAGAAAAUAACUUAAUAAGUGUCCUUAUGGCAAGCAAUUGAAAAGUGUGAUUAGAUCCAAGUAAUGAUGUAAUGAAUGAUUUAUAUUAUGUUGAAUAACUAUGAAGUAGGUGUUUAAAUAUAUUAUGCAUAAUAAAUCCAAAUCACAUCAGGAUAUGCUAAUUUCAAAUAAAUGAGAAACCUCGUGAUUUGUACCGGGGUUGAA
Molecule: messenger RNA, 1994 nt
Organism: Anopheles nili
Lineage: Eukaryota; Metazoa; Arthropoda; Insecta; Diptera; Culicidae
Product: cell cycle control protein 50A-like
Exons: 5
Coding region: 53-1153 (366 amino acids)
Cellular component (GO): plasma membrane; Golgi apparatus; endoplasmic reticulum
Source: RefSeq, a predicted model, not a curated record